GUGGCUGGUUGAUGAGGUAAGAAAAUAAAGUGUUAUUAGUCUAAAGCUAAAAUAUAAAAAAUAUAUAUUUAAUUGAUUUUUAUGCAGGUGAUUGGUGCAUACAUUCAUCAUCUGAUUGCAAAGCAUCAGGCAAGUGUGAAUUAUGUUUAUUUCUGGGUUAUGUUAGUUGCAUUAUUAUUUUGCAUUAUAAUUUUCCAUCUAUUGAAACAGGAACCUGUUCGACAGUUUGAUGCUGUACUGUCAUCUGUAUUUUAUGGUGCAAUAGAAAAUCUUGGAAAGGAAGGUGACUUGUUAUAAUUACAUUUUUAUAUAUUAAAUAUAUCUAUUUAUAAUUAAAUUACCGAUUUGGCUUUCUACCUUUUCUUUAGAUUAAGUUUCCAGUCGAAGAUCUUUGGUUAGGCCUUGUAAACGUUGGAGCUCACUGGAUUUUAUUGGUAUUUAUUAUUAAAAUAAUUUAACUUCCCUUUCUUUACUUAUGCUGCCAUGCACUAUUGUAGUCUGUGUCUAUUCUAUGUAUAUUCUAUGUAAACAUAUUUAACUACAAUCCUAUGACACCACAAUGCUCAUUUGCUCUAUAAAGUGUUGGCAAAAAGUAGGUCUACAGUAGAAUGAUAUAUAAUAGUGCCAUACUGUAUGUAAUGGUUAACAAAUAUUGCGUAUAGUAUUGCAGUCACAAACACAUCGAUAGAAUGCUUAAAACUCAUAAGUGGAAGUGAUCUCCGGUCUUCUCAUUCCGAUAUCCCAAUAAAAUUGAUGUGGAGCGAGGGGAAAAAAGAUACAUUGAGUAGAUCCUUAUGGUAAAGAGAACAUUUAUUUGAAAACUUACAAUCGCUUAAAAAAUACAGGCAUAUCACCAACUCCAUUGAAGAAUCCACCAGGGAAAAAUCAAGGUACUGGAAUUGAUAUAAAUAUAAAACCAAUAACUCAAUAUACAUUCCUAGGCGUUUCGUCCAAUCAUAUGGACUUCAGGGACAAUGCAAAACAAUCAGUUAUAUAAUCAGUUUACUGACUGUUUACUUAUGAUCACCGAUAUUUAAAUGACAAUUUCUUCUGUUGUGACGUUUAUUGAUCACACUAUAUACAAACCUGGGUGAUUUAGCAAUAUAUUUUUUAAAUUGUCAUCAUGUCCAAGAAAGUCGUUGUGCUAAUGGAUCCAAUGGUAAAUGAAAACUGCAAUGUUUCAAAAGUGCAACACAACUUGCAAUAAGGGUGCCUCAGAAAACCAUUUUAACUUCACAUAAGCUUUUAUAAACAAGUGAUUCCAAUUUUUUUAUUUUUAAAUCUGUUACUUUUGUUAAAGUAUCUUCUUGCGGAUGUACAAGCCGGAUGAACAGCCAGAUCAAUGGAAAACAUGGAUAAUGUACCACAACAACCAGCAGGAUUCCACUAGUUGUGGAGUUUUAAUCUUGAUGGUAAAAAGUUUUCUAACAUAGUAAAAGCCACUCAUAACAAAUGCGAUCUGCAGUUACAAAUGUGAAUUAUUAUUUUACAGUUUGCCAAGGAGUUCCUAUGGACACGAACAAUCAGUGAAGUGAAGAUCUCUCCGGAAUAUAUAAGGGAUGCACGACUGGAAAUAGCUUGUGCCUUACUCCAGUAUAAAGGUCAGCUCUAUCACACAAUGCACGAAAGCUUUGCCUUGGAAAAUUGUGUUCAGACUCAAAAUCCACUAAGAUUAAAUCAUUGUGCCGGAAAUGUUUUUUUAUUCAUUCACUAUGAAAAUACAUAUUUGCUUACAUUUUAACAUGCUGCACCAUAAUAUAACGUAAUUUUUUUUGCAAUUAUUUUUGUAGAUACUGUAGGAGUCCCUUCAGGAUGUAGCCCCAUAUUCAAUAGAUCUAAACACAUGCAAUAAGGUUAGAAUACUGUAUACUUUUGCACUUGCUACUGAGUCUUGUGGCUACAGUUAUUCAAUCUAACAAUUAUUGUUUUUUCUUUCUUUUUUGUUCAGUGUUUGACAACUCUGAGCUGUGGGAUACGAGGAAGAUGAAGGGGUCCAUGUUUGCUACUCAUGAAGAAGGUAGAGUAUUGAACCUAAAGUUGCUAAUUUUCAUGAUUUCAUAGACUUCAUUGUUAAUCUCCUCCUCCUUUUUAAUAUGUAUUCCCUUACUUUUACAAUACUUUUCGUGUACUUGCCUCUCUCUCAUGCUUACAGUUAAUCACUAACUAUAAAUUUUUUUUUUUUCUUGAUUGACAACUGAGCACCAUCUUGAGGGAGACGAAGGGUACCAUUUUUGGUUCCAGUGCCAGAGAGGCCACCAUGAUGAACCUCAACCUGCUGAAACAUAACCCUUCCUCUACACUUGGCUGCUUCAUAACACAUGGCUGCAGAUAGGACGUAACCUUCAUUUUCCUGCGAUUAACAAUGGUGGGCCACAACCAGAGAGAUCAUGACAUUAUACCGAUAUUGCUUUCCUCAUGCCAUACAGCUUUUAUUUUACAGGUGCUUAAACUUUCUCCAUGUUCUGUGGUUACCACAGUCUGUCUUUGCAAGGCAGGUUUUUCUGUUACCCUUUUUCCUUUUUUUUUUUAAUAUAGAUGUAUACUCUAAACUCCACAUUAACGUUUAAGAAAAAGUAUAUUGCAGAAACAUUGACAUGUAGAUUGUGUUUCUUAAAAAAAAAAAUAAAGCACUUGAUGUGUCCCAUUCUGUGACAUCAGUGCAAUUCUAUAGCGUGGGUGAUGAAAUGGCCAUAUGAGAUGGUGGAUUUCAGAGUCAAAAAGAAACAAACCUCAGUUUCUCUUGUUGAACACAGAUUUGAGUUCCUUUUUGUCGCUCUAGAUUUUUUUUGGGUGGAUACUAUAUAAAUUUAUAACAGGGUAAAGACUCUUUGCUUUAAUGGAAAACUAUAGUGCUGUAAAUAUCAAACUGUAUUGCUAACACUAUACUUUACUCUGCACUCUUAUUGUCAGUAACCUGAUUGCUGGUUCAGGCUCUGCCAACAUCAGGUCCUUCCAGCGCAUGCAUUUAG
Pelobates cultripes (western spadefoot toad) is the source of this 2969-nucleotide messenger RNA. Lineage: Eukaryota; Metazoa; Chordata; Amphibia; Anura; Pelobatidae. The record is from the annotation of a GenBank genome assembly.